Molecule: messenger RNA, 749 nt
Organism: Paraphaeosphaeria sporulosa
Lineage: Eukaryota; Fungi; Ascomycota; Dothideomycetes; Pleosporales; Didymosphaeriaceae
Product: ribosomal protein S9
Exons: 4
Coding region: 43-471 (142 amino acids)
Biological process (GO): maturation of SSU-rRNA from tricistronic rRNA transcript (SSU-rRNA, 5.8S rRNA, LSU-rRNA); translation
Cellular component (GO): cytosolic small ribosomal subunit; ribosome
Molecular function (GO): RNA binding; structural constituent of ribosome
Source: RefSeq, a predicted model, not a curated record
CGCUAUCACCACCGCACGCAACUAACCACACAGUCGCCCACCAUGUCUACCCAGAGCGUGCAAUGCUUCGGCAAGAAGAAGACCGCGACUGCCGUCGCCCACUGCAAGGCUGGCAAGGGCCUCGUUAAGGUCAACGGAAAGCCCCUCAGCCUUGUGCAGCCCGAGCUGCUCCGCUUCAAGGUCUACGAGCCCAUCCUGAUCCUCGGCCUCGACAAGUUCGCCGACGUCGACAUCCGCGUGCGCGUCUCCGGUGGUGGUCACACCUCGCAGAUCUACGCCAUCCGUCAAGCCAUCGCCAAGUCCAUCAUCGCCUACUACCAGAAAUACGUCGAUGAGCACUCCAAGAACCAGCUCAAGCAGGCCCUUGUCCAGUACGACCGCACACUCCUCGUCGCCGACAACAGGCGGUGCGAGCCCAAGAAGUUCGGUGGUCCCGGUGCCCGCGCCAGGUACCAGAAGUCGUACCGUUAAACGCGCCGCUGUCGCGUUUGUGCGGAGCGUCUGGUUCAGCAUGGAGUGGUGGAUGGCAUAUGGUGUUCAUUCGUGGGCUUUUAUAUCGGUUCAUGGGUCUCAUUGAAUUGCGAGGGAAAGCAUGAUGAAAUGCUACGGGCGACCUGAUGGGACUCGGAUCUUGUCACGAUAAAAAUGAAUACAUUGAUUGCAAGCACGUCUAGCUUGUGACGAGACUCAAAGCGGCUCGACUUGUGAGGAUGAGGAAUGUGCAUGAAGUUGACGGACUGUCAGCCUAC